AACAAUUCUUGGUUUGAUACUUAUAAAAGGGUACUCUAACCCCAUUAUACAUCAUCUUGAGGCCUAACAAAACACUCCAAAACAUCAACUCUUAACUCAUAUUUCUUGUUCAUCUCUAAGGCUUUUUCAGCCAUGGGAUCCACAGCAAAUAUCCAGUUACCAACACAAUCCGAAGACGAAGAGCGUAAUUGCACGUACGCCAUGCAACUACUCUCAUCGUCAGUGCUUCCCUUCGUGUUGCACUCAACGAUCCAGUUGGAUGUUUUUGAGAUACUCGCAAAAGAUAAAGCCACUAAACUAUCUGCUUUAGAAAUUGUGUCUCACAUUCCUAACUGUAAGAACUCUGAUGCCGCUACCAUGCUAGACCGGAUGCUUUAUGUCCUAGCUAGUUAUUCUUUACUCGAUUGCUCUGUUGUUGAGGAGGGAAAUGGGGUGAUGGAAAGGCGCUAUGGUCUGUCGGGAGUGGGGAAAUUUUUUGUACGUGAUCAAGAUGGUGCAUCAAUGGGGCCAUUGUUGGCUUUGCUUCAAGAUAAAGUAUUCAUUAACAGCUGGUUUGAACUAAAAGAUGCAGUACUUGAAGGUGGAGUUCCAUUUGACAGGGUGCAUGGUGUACAUGCAUUUGAAUAUCCAAAAUUGGACCCAAAGUUCAAUGAUGUUUUCAACAAGGCAAUGAUCAACCACACAACUGUUGUCAUGAAAAAAAUACUUGAAAAUUACAAAGGUUUUGAGAAUCUCAAAACUUUGGUUGAUGUUGGAGGUGGUCUCGGAGUUAAUCUCAAGAUGAUUACAUCUAAAUACCCCACAAUUAAGGGCACUAAUUUUGAUUUGCCUCAUGUUGUUCAACAUGCACCUUCCUAUCCUGGGGUGGAUCAUGGGGGGGAUAUGUUUGAAAGUGUUCCACAAGGAGAUGCUAUUUUUAUGAAGUGGAUCCUUCAUGACUGGAGUGAUGGUCACUGCCUCAAAUUGCUGAAGAACUGCCAUAAAGCUCUACCGGACAACGGAAAGGUGAUUGUUGUGGAGGCCAAUCUGCCAGUGAAACCUGAUACUGAUACCACAGUUGUUGGAGUUUCACAAUGUGAUUUGAUCAUGAUGGCUCAGAAUCCGGGAGGCAAAGAGCGUUCUGAACAGGAGUUUCGGGCAUUGGCAAGUGAAGCUGGAUUCAAAGGCGUUAACCUAAUAUGUUGUGUCUGUAAUUUUUGGGUCAUGGAAUUUUACAAGUAGAUUUCCACAACCUACUUGGCUCUUAUGAUUAUGUAUUUUUAUGGCACUCUGGGACUGGAAUUUGUAACUUAGCCCAGCUUGAAUGUUUGACAUUGAUUCCUAAUAAUAUUUAUAUUACUACUUGUUUGUUUCUCUAGUUUGAGAGGAUGUCAUU
Molecule: messenger RNA, 1375 nt
Organism: Solanum verrucosum
Lineage: Eukaryota; Viridiplantae; Streptophyta; Magnoliopsida; Solanales; Solanaceae
Product: caffeic acid 3-O-methyltransferase 1-like
Biological process (GO): methylation
Molecular function (GO): O-methyltransferase activity; S-adenosylmethionine-dependent methyltransferase activity; protein dimerization activity
Source: RefSeq, a predicted model, not a curated record